CGAACACUCAUCUCUAGAGCCUCCAUCUUCCAUUGCCAGGGCAAGGAGGCCAGAAAUCCAAAUUUCAUGGACCCUAACUGUUCACUGACAAAUCAAAUGGCAUUGAAGAAGGCAUUGGUCGACUUCAAUCAUCAAGCAGUCGCCUCCAGCGAACAACAGAAAGAGGUGUCUGUGUCGCUGGCCGAUGAAAUCGCUCAUAUUCGUCGAGUUCAAAGUGAUCCACAAGCUGUCGUUAGACUCGUCAAGGAAAGACCAGAUGCUAUGGGAUCAUUUAUGGAUGCCCUCGCCGAAAGCCCUUCGACCAUGGACAAGUUUAUCGAUGUCUUUUCUGAGAAUGAGAAGGUUGUUGACCAUGUCCAAAAAGUCAUACAGGCGUUUGUGGGAGAGAACAAGAGGAGUAGCAACGGAGCUGGCUUGAACGGUAGUGGGAAUGAGCCGAAAAAAACUGAGAAAGAUCGUGUCCCACAAGUGGAGAUACUUGUCCAUUACACCUUCCAUAAAAUGGUUGACAAACGCUUCCCCGGUCUGGAGGACGAGAAAUUCUACAUGAAGGUCCGAGAGCACAGCUUAUGUGCACAAUAGCUCCAAACGAGACUGGCCUGCUCUUACUGUCAGUGGAAGGGAAGAGCUGUUGUCGGACGGGUCAGUUUUCAAUGCCUGACGACCGGACUGGACGUAUGUGCUCGUCGAUACAACGAAAAGGUUUCUGAAAUCCGUGACGGAGAAUUUCGAGGCCAACCACGCAGAAGCGUCCAAAGUAAGGAUCCCGCAUGUUUUCGAGGAAUCCGUAAAGGGCUAUUUCCAUACUUGUGGAAAGAAAUGCAGGGGUGCCAUCGACACAGACGCCAACAGUGCUUGUUCCAGGAACUCUGGCACAUGCGGAAGUUAGUACAGCAGUUGGGCAGCCCCGCUUCCUUGGUCCAGGCCUGCAGGGAAAGGGAUCUCAUCGGAUCAGCCUUCGGGACCAUUGACGCAACGGGGACGUCGGUUGUUCAAAACCCGUCAUUCUUCUACCCACUGAUGUUUACCCAUCAAGAACCGUAAUCUCUCAACGAUGGCACCGAUGACCCAGAAUUCGACCUCUUUAUCUCCUGUGCGAUGUCAACCAAAGUAACCCUCAAAACGUUCGGCUUGCGAAUGGUUUGGACCAUUUAUGGUCUCCUAUUGUGAGUUGAAAGUCCGUUUUUGGGUCCCUUCUUGCUUUUGUGGCCAAUUUCAGUCGACACAGUUUCGAUUGGCAUUCGGUACCCUCUGACACGAGAUCAACGUCCUCCCCUCCGAUGGCAAAAAGAGGACUGGCAAGGCCCCGUUCUCCUCCAUGCCCCUUCCGGCCGAUAGGGUUAGGGUCCCAACUGUCGAGCAUGUCCACGCCCUCGUCGUCGAGUCCCGUCCCUCGACAAUCUUUACCAGAGAUAUGUUCGACUGUCGGUACUUGACGGGAGGAAAUGGGCAUAUGUUGGAGUGGAUAAAUGCUCUGCCGCGUCUCAUCCCAUACCCGAAAUCGACUCUCUGGAAUUACCUCCUCUAGAAGAGUUGCUCCGCGCGAAAGGAUGGCACACUUCCACCUAGUCGUAUACCGCUGCUGCGGCCGUGACAUAUGACGACGACACCAUCAAGGCCCUAUGGAGGAAAAGAAAUAGGAAAAGAAUUGUAGACUUCGAAGCGUCGUUCAAAACCCCCUUCUCAUCAAAUGGGAUCCUCCACCAUCCCGGAGGCAGCAAUAACUAACAUUGCCUUACCUGUUUCUGAGCUUUCAGGAAACCAUCCUGUCGCUCCUGGUUUGCCCGGCGGUAUCCGGGAGGAUAUGAAGAUUUGGGCUGCCAAGGUGAAAACAUUUUCUCAUCUGGAUGGAGACUCCAUGGAAGUCGAUUCGCCUGCCACGUUGCCGAUUUUCGCUACUAGUUCCAAUCAGAUUGCUCAAGUGGAUAAGCCCGCAUUAAACCCACCGUCGCCUAGAAAUUUUAUGACUGAAAGGAGGGCCAAUGUGGGUGAAGGUGACGGCGAUGCCACAAUGGAGGAUGUCACAGUGCAAUCAGGCGAUGUAUCUGGAACGCAAAGGAGUGGUGCGGUAAUUGGUAGUAUCGGGUCAGAGGCGACGUAGAGCUUUGAGGGUUUCGAUUUUUUUUCCCACCAUCUCGUCCACUUCAUGUACCUUGAUACCAAAUGGCGAUAUUCUCUUGUCCAGUGGCUAAAGCAGGUAUGAGUCAACCUUAUAUCGUCCAAAUCAUGUAUACCAUCAGUCGAAA
Cryptococcus deneoformans JEC21 is the source of this 2246-nucleotide messenger RNA. RefSeq lists its product as hypothetical. The record is from RefSeq and is a predicted model, not a curated record. NCBI's taxonomy places the organism in Eukaryota, Fungi, Basidiomycota, Tremellomycetes, Tremellales, Cryptococcaceae. Bases 67 to 582 code for a protein of 171 amino acids. The transcript has 4 exons.